Messenger RNA from Dermochelys coriacea (leatherback sea turtle), 5197 nucleotides. RefSeq names its product sterile alpha motif domain containing 4B (gene SAMD4B). Gene Ontology annotation, biological process: negative regulation of translation; regulation of mRNA stability; nuclear-transcribed mRNA poly(A) tail shortening. Gene Ontology annotation, molecular function: mRNA binding; protein binding; translation repressor activity. The record is from RefSeq and is a predicted model, not a curated record. Gene Ontology annotation, cellular component: P-body. The coding region runs from base 488 to 2548 and encodes 686 amino acids. The transcript is spliced from 13 exons. Lineage: Eukaryota; Metazoa; Chordata; Testudines; Dermochelyidae.
GAAGCCACGCCCCACCGAGGGCAGCCGCGAGCUUCUGGUUGGUCCCGGCCGCUGCCAGUCGACCUUCCGCAGCCAAUGGCGAGGCGGCUGCGCGCUGACGCGUGGCGUGCCGUGCGUGGUGGCGUUGCGCGGUGGGCUACGGUACGGGCGUCUCGGUGUGAGGCUGGCGGGGCCGAGGCCGGGGCCGGACGGGCCGCAGAGACGGGAUCUCCAAGGCAGUCUGCUUCGAGGAGAGCCCUGCAAAAGGAUCUAGACGGAGAAAGAUCUUUUGGGACAAUCCCCCCCACACAUGUGAUCUCAGCUUCACUGGCAGCAGGAUUUGCAUUCUAGGUCGUGCCGCCCUCCACCACUGGGCCAAACCGUAGGACUUAAAGCUGAAACCAUGUGAGGGGGUUUCCCUUGCUCCCCCCUCUCCCCGACCCCCUUCCCCUCCCCCCCCCAAGCCUUGGACGUGUCGCUGCCGAGCCACAUUGACGCGCCUGCCACCAUGAUGUUCCGGGAUCAGGUGGGAAUCCUGGCCGGCUGGUUCAAAGGCUGGAACGAAUGCGAGCAGACGGUGGCUCUGCUCUCCCUCCUCAAGCGCGUCACUCGCACCCAAGCCCGCUUCCUGCAGCUGUGCCUGGAGCACUCGCUGGCCGACUGCACCGAGAUCCACAUCGUGGAGUCGGAGGCCAACAGCGCAGCUGUCAUCAGCCAGUGGCACCAGGAAUCGAAGGAUAAGGUGGUCUCCCUGCUCCUGUCUCACCUGCCCCUGCUGCAGCCUGGCAACAUGGAAGCCAAGUCUGAAUACAUGAAGCUAUUGCAGAAGGUCCUGGCCUACUCCAUCGAGAGCAACCUGUUCAUCGAGGAAAGCCGGCAGCUGCUGUCCUACGCCCUCAUCCACCCGGCCACCACGCUGGACGAUCGCAACUCCCUGGCUCUAUGGCUCAACCACCUUGAGGAACGCCUGUCUAGCGUCUACUCCGGCCAGGGCAGGGGCCGGCCCGACACUGCCUACCACUCGCGCCAGGGCUCAGACGAGUGGCAGGGCCCAGUGGACUCGGGCAUGGGGGAGCUGGGACACGGCUGGCAGGAGAAGCUGCCCCGAGAAAACGGACACUUGCCUUUCCACUCCUCCAGCUCGGUGCCCUCGGCCAUCAACAGCAUUGGAAGCAACGCAAAUGCAGCUCUGCCCUGCCAAAUCCACCCCAGCCCGCUCAAGCGCUCCAUGUCCCUCAUCCCCACCAGCCCGCAGGCCCCCAGUGAGUGGAUGAGCCCCGACGAGCUGUGUGCCCGGCAGGCUUUCAUCCCGGGGGACCACGCGCCCCUGUCCCCACAGAGCAGCGUGGCCUCCUCGGGCAGCGAACAGACGGAAGAGCAGAUCGGCAGCCGCAACACCUUCCAAGAGGAUGGCAGUGGCAUGAAAGAUGUCCCCUCGUGGCUGAAGAGCCUUCGCCUGCACAAGUACGCAGCCCUCUUCUCCCAGAUGACAUACGAAGAGAUGAUGACCCUCACGGAGCAGCAUCUGGAGUCCCAGAACGUGACCAAAGGAGCCAGGCACAAAAUUGCCCUGAGCAUCCAGAAGCUGCGGGAGAGGCAGAGCGUUCUCAAGUCUCUGGAGAAGGACAUCCUUGAAGGAGGGAACUUGUGGAACCCGCUCCAGGAGCUCCAGCAGAUAAUCAUCACGCCCAUCAAAGCAUACAGCUCCCUCCAGGCCAUGACCACGCCCAAAGAGGGGCAGCAGGCGGUGCCCGAGCGCCACGGAGCCCCCAGGCCGGGCCUGGACAAAGCCACCAAUGGGGCAGAGGACAAGGAGCCUGCAGUGGACGGCUUCCCAUCCCAGACGGCUUCCCCCUGCGAUGGGGAGUCGGCCACAGCACCCAUCGCGGAAGGGGACAUCCCGGGGCAGUUCACCCGGGUGAUGGGGAAAGUGUGCACACAGCUGCUUGUCUCCCGGCCUGAUGAGGAGAACAUCACCAGUUACCUCCAGCUCAUAGAGAAGUGCCUGACUCACGAGGCAUUCACGGAGACGCAGAAGAAGAGGCUGUUGUCCUGGAAGCAGCAGGUGCUGAAGCUGCUGCGGGCAUUCCCCCGGAAGGCAGUGCUUGACAUGCAAGGGUACCGCCAGCAGAAAGGAUGGGCCUUUGGUUCCAACUCUCUCCCCAUAGCUGGAUCUGUGGGGGUGGGUGUCGCGCGCAGAGGGCAGCGGCCAUUCCAGAUGCCCCCUCGAGCCAUGCCCCCGAGCCGUCUGGGGCUGCUGAGCCCAGCGGGGAUUGGAGGGGUCUUGCCUCGGCAUGCACUUACCAGCCCCAUCGGGAGCCAGGGACGACAGAACCUGUGGUUCGCCAAUCCCGGGGGCAGCAACAGCAUGCCCGGCCAGAGCCGCAGCUCGGUCCAGCGCACCCAUUCGCUACCCGUCCACACGUCCCCGCAGGCCAUCAUCAUGUUCCCCCAGGAUUGCCAGAUCCCUGGAACAGACCUGGAGAUCAACCCCACGCUGGAGUCACUGUGCCUGAGCAUGACGGAGCACGCGCUGGGUGAUGGCACCGACAAGACCUCCACCAUCUGACCAGCCUCGGGGAUCCGCGGUUCCUGAGAAGUUUUAGGGGGUUCUCUUUAUUUUUUGGGGGGGUGCUUAAAGGGGUGGUUGAAUCUUCCACCCCAGCCCCCUCCUGCCCUCCCCCCCAGCGUUUGCCAUCAACUCCAUCACAGCGGGGGGGUUGGAAGAAGCUCUCACUACAAUCUUCCCAUCUUAUAUGUUCUAAUAUUUUUCUACUUUAUUAUUACUUUAACUAUGGUUUAAUACUGAGCUGCAUCCUGUAACUCCCAGGGUAACGAAGCCAGAAGCAGCAGGAUCUUGGGUCACGCAUGUGUGUGUGUCCUCUUGCCCCCCUCUCCCCCGCCCACCCAUCCUUUCUCAGCAUGGGGGAAACUGCUCCUGAGAGGGAGUAGUGGAGAAGGGGGGGAUACAGUGCAUCUGAUUCACUUUCCUCCCCACCCCCCGGGGCAGGCCGGCCGCUCUGGGCCAAUGCCGGUUGCCACGAAAGGCACCGGGGGGCUAACCUGGUGAGCUGGUUUCUUCCGGGUUAGCCUCCUGUCUGCUUUUCGCACCUGAUCCCUGCGAUGGGGGGCAGGCUGGGGAGAAACACUUCCACAGAUGGGGCUGAGAACUCUUCUGGAACUGUUAAGUGCCUGUAACUCCCCACCCCACCCCUGUGACUACUUGGGGGCAUGGCCUUUGAAGGAGGGCCACGUCCUCCCCCAUAAGAGGUGGCUGGGGGUGUGGCCUUUGAGGGAGUCCAUGCCCUCCCCCAUAGGGCAAGUGGUCGAUUCAGGGAAAGAAGCCACGCCCCAGAAAAGGGGUGGGGGUAGGGGGUGAUGGGGAUACCUGGGAGGGAGGAGUUGGAGCAUUGGAGGGUAUUUAACCCUUUGGGCGUCUUCUCCUGGGGUGUAUCCCCCCCCAGCGAGAAUUAUAAGGCUUACAUAAUUGAAGCAUUAGAAGGUUGGUGGGUGUUUGGUUUGGCUGCAUCUGGGGCCCUCGAGGGUCAGCUCGGUUGAUGGGUGGGUGGGUGUGUGUGUGUGUGUGUGUGUGUGUGUGUGUGUGUGUGUGCGUGCGCGCGCGCCCCUGGCAUAGGCUGGGAAGGCUGUGCCCGCACAGGGCAGACCCGCCUGGAUGAAUUGGCGGUUCCCCCCUGUUGGGCUCUGCAUGUGGGUCGCCUCUCCCUGCCCGGAGCUCGUCUGUGUUGGCAGCGCCAUCAGACUGAGCUUGGGCAGCGGGGCUAGAGCACCCCUUCCUGGCCGGGGGCCGCACAGGACAGUGUGGGGCGCUCACGAUGCUAAUGAACCUGCCGGGGACUGAGAAAGGGCUGUGAAGCAGGGGGUUGUUUGCAAGCCCCUUUGGGGUGGUCUGGAAUACACACACACCCCCCUGGGUUUGGGGGGCAUCGGGGACAGAGCUGUUCCUUAAAUGCCUUGAUGGGGGUGUGGGGGAGAUGAGGAUUGAGCCCUGCUGAGCUCGGGGGGGGUGGGGGCAGGGCAUUAGCAGGAGUGAACCCUCCCCUAAGCCCCAAGCUUUGUGUGUGCGUGUGCAUGUGUGUAAAACAAAAAACACUAUGUGGGCUGGGGGGUGGGAGGAGUCUGUGGGCGGGGGGGUGGCUUUUACCCAUCCCAACCCCCCCUUUGAUUAGAUUAACCUUUUUUUUUUUUCCUUCUGAUUUGCCACUCAUUUUUUUAAAAAACAAAUAGAUUUAAAAACUUCCAAAUUUUCCCUUCCCCGAGCUCUGCUCCCACGAGGCACCGAAGGGUGCGGGCCUGGCUGUGCUUGGGGAAAGGGGCCCCCGUCUCUCCACCACCUUGCGCCGUCACUGAUACCCGGGUAACGGCGGGCCCAGAGGAUGCUGUUUCAAUGGGGGAGCGGCACUGGUGCAAAGGACUGUGCCCGGCGGAAAACCAGGGUCACCCCGAGGCUUGUGGUAUCCUCAGGCAUUCAGGGGCAGUGGAGGGGACUCUGGGAUGAAGUUCACACCAGGGAUUUGAGGGGGGGCAGGGGAGAAUCUGGGGGAGAUUGGGCUUUGUGAGAGCCCCAUGGAUUUAUUUUGGGGAGAGAGGGGCAGGGUCCUGCCCAGACCUAGGUACAAUUUGUCUCUUUCCAGAAAGAUGCCCUGGGACAAAAAGUCCCUUGUCUCCCCGGAUCUCUCUGCAGCGUGGGGGGAGACGCAUGCCCCAAAGUAGAUGACCCCCACAAGCUGAGCCCCUCCCACUGGUACAAAAGAAAUCCCCCCCCCUCCACCUGUUUAAAUGUUAAAGGCCUUUCCAAAGUAUAUACUGCAUAGUCGUGUGUACAAAAAAAACCCCCCCCCAUCGGGCAACCCCCCCCCAACCUAUUUCUACAGUAGAGAGACAAGGUUCCUGUUUCAGAUAGAAAUGUUAUUUUAGAUACAUUUUAUUAUGAAUAACUUUUGUUAUGACUAUGGCUGGUAACCAUGAAUACGUUAUUAAAAAACAAAACGGAAAAAAAAAAUUUUACAAAAAAAAAAAACAAAAAAAACCAAAAACCAAAAAAACAAACCCGGCAGCCCGUGUUCGCUGGCUUUGUCUCGCUGCGCCCCCGCCUCUCGCUGUCGGACCGUGUGAAAGAACCUGCCCCGGAACCAAGUACGAGACCACCCCAUGGAAACACCCCCAAACCCUCUCUGAUAAAGUUGUACUUAUUUUGUAA